CUUCCUUCCUUUUCCCUAAGAUAGUUUUGAGUUGUAGUUCUAAGCGUUCUUCUCCGGCUAUGUGCAACUGCUCAUCUUCCUUUCUCCUUUCUCUUCCCGCCCUCGAUGCUCGACUGUUGAGAUCCACCUCGUACAGUUUUAGACGGAUUCAGCACUCGAUCAUCACUAGCUCAUGGAGGAGGAGGAGGAAUCACCUCUCAAUCCAUGAAAUCACGAUUCUUUCCUCGUCACAAGCAUGUUAUUUUAGUGUCCAAGACUCUGCCUUUCUCCGGAAAUUCAAGUCGAAAGAGAAACCAAGCGGAAAGUUCAUAACUUGCGUGAGUUCAUCACUACCCAGUGAAGAAGAAGUUGAUUCUUCUCAUUUGGGUUUCCUGGAAAACGAUAGUGCAGAAUCUUCUAGAGGUGGUGAUUUGAUUCAGCAAGUAGGUGAGAACGAUCUGAUCAACAUAGGCUCGAAAGGAUUCAAACAGACGUUGACGAGAUCGAACCUUGUAGCUAAGCAAGUUAUUAGUAUUCAGUCAGCUCUGAGUUUAGGAUUCAUCUCUCAGCUCUGGGUUGACACUACUUCUUGGUUGGUUUUGGUAGUGGAUGUUAAACCAAGCUUGCUAUCUGGAGAGUCUGAGAGAUUCUUGCUCACAGACAUUACUCGAGUGGGUGAUGUUGUUCUCGUGAAAGAUGAUGCUGUACUGGACACUGACUUCAAAAUGGUUGGCCUUGAAACACUGGUAGGUUACAGAGUAGUGACAACAGGAGGACGUAACAUUGGAAAGGUUCGAGGUUACUCAUUCAACAUUAACUCCGGAGUAGUUGAAUCGCUUGAGCUUGAUUCGUUUGGAGUAACCAUCAUACCAUCAAGCUUGGUUACCACAUACAGAUUAGAUGUGGAGGAUAUAAUCGAGGUCUUAGAAGACAUAGUUGUCGUUGACGAAUCUGCAGCUUUUAGAAAACAGAGGUUGACAAAGGGACUCUGGGAUGCUCAGUUCGGUAGUGAAUACUCUGAUCUUGAGGAGACUGAAAGUUCAUCUGAUAGAAGACGGCGAAGGAGAAGCAGUAGACCAAGUCGAAAGAAAGAUUUAGAUGAUGAUGAUGAUGAAUGGUACAUGUUUCGCUAGAAGUGUUGCAUUCAUUGUUUGCCAUUCAUCUUGGUUCUUGACUUACUACAUCUUCAGCUGUGUCUGAUAGAGAGAAUGUAAAGAAAAAACGUCUUGUUCAAAUAUAAUAUGAGUUCAUAGUAAUGGCAACAAUGGUCUAAUGCUAUGAGAUCUUUAGCUUGUC
Molecule: messenger RNA, 1275 nt
Organism: Brassica napus (rape)
Lineage: Eukaryota; Viridiplantae; Streptophyta; Magnoliopsida; Brassicales; Brassicaceae
Exons: 7
Coding region: 60-1112 (350 amino acids)
Source: RefSeq, a predicted model, not a curated record